Molecule: messenger RNA, 882 nt
Organism: Coniosporium apollinis CBS 100218
Lineage: Eukaryota; Fungi; Ascomycota; Dothideomycetes
Exons: 3
Coding region: 1-882 (293 amino acids)
Biological process (GO): spindle assembly
Cellular component (GO): cytosol; HAUS complex
Source: RefSeq, a predicted model, not a curated record
AUGGACGCAUCCCUAUCCCCUACCGCCUUCUUCUCCCCCUCAAAAGCCAAGCAGCAGCGCGCCCAAGCCCAAGACUGGGCCCACGUGGAAGCAUGGCUCUUCAACAAAUACCGCGGCCGGAGUAUACCGCCUUUCGAACGCAAUGAAGCCACGCUCAGUGCAUUGCUAGCUUUGGCCGCGGCCAACGAGCGGGCUGAUGAGGAGACGGAGCUCUUGCGGAAGGUGCAGGAGGAAGCGCUGAAGGAGCUUGAUGAGACAGAGACAGCAGAGGGCGAUGCCGAGAUCCUGCGAGCCGUGAGCGCGAAUCUUACGCCGGAAGGCAGCCAAAGCCUCGACGCGCUCGCCGGUCUCACCGUCGCACUCGACGCUCCCAGCCCUAACCCCGAGACCCUCGCCCAUACCCUCAUUGACAUUCACACAACCUCCCACCGCCUCUCCCGACACCUAACCGACCUCUCCACCACUUCCGCCUACCUCGAGGCCGAGCACACCAGCCUCCUCGCCCAACUCGACCUCCUAACCACCUGCCCCGCCUUCACAGCCCCACCCGCGCUACCGCGCGAGACGGCCGCUUGGACGCGCCAGACGAAGCAGCUCCGCGCCAAGGUGCGCGAGUACGAGGACAGGCUUACGAACCUGCCGUCUGCGGCCGCUGGGGCUGAUGGGCUGUCAUCCGCGUCGAUGCAGAGGAUAGCGGAGAUGGAGGAAGAGGUUCUUGGCGCGAGGGAGCGCGUGCUGGAGUUGGAGGCGAGGGUUAGAGCUUUUGAGGGACUGCCGCAGGAUAGGGAAAAAGCUAGAGGGGCAGUCAGGGAGAAGGAGAGGGAGUUGGAAGAGCUGAAGAAGAGGAGGGAUGGGUUGUUUGAGGGGCUGGUGGGUGGAUGA